UUUCCGAAAGAAAACCAGUAUUUGAUGAUAUGUUUGGUACUAUUCCUAUUUCCACCCAACAAUGAGCAGCAAGCAGUCUGUCCUCCUCCCGACCGAAACCCUAAACCUGGAGUCCGGCCUCUCCCUGGUCCCCCGUUUGAAGCUGAACCUGAGCGUCCACCGCGCCGACGCCUCCGUCAAGCCACUCGACGAAUGGCAACUGAAAACCUCCUUAAUUGACUUCCUGAAAUCCUCAUUCUCGAUCAGCGUCCCUGAAGACGACCUCAUCCUUGGGAAAUUGAAAGAUUUGAAGAAACGGAAGCGCGAGGAUCCCGUUGCUCGUGGUACGCUGUUUGUUCGAGAGUUGGGAUUUCUGGUUGAUAAAGUUGAGCCUGAAGAGGUAGAGGUGGUGGAGAAGAAGGUUUGUGAGUGGAAGAAAAAGGUGGUUGGUAAAUUGGAUGGGAUUGAGUUGAGUUUGGUCGGGGUUAGGUUUAAGUUGAGCGUUGAGGUUCCCAAAUCGGAUGACUUUGAAGUGAUGAGGAAAGAGUGGGAGGAGGUGGAGGAGGAGGUUUCUGCGUUUGAUGCUGGUCGUCAUAGAGGAUAUGCAAGGGGUAGAAAACGGGAACCUGACACAAUUGUGCUGAGGGGUGUUCCAUCACGAUGGUUUGCUGAGACAAGAGUCUCAUCCAAGCCUUCAAUGUUGGUUACUCAUACCAUUUUUUCUGCAUUAGGAAAAAUCAGGAAUCUGGAUGUCGCCGAAGAUGAUGGGUCUGACAAAGAUGCAGAUGAAGACAUAGUUCGUGGUCUCCAAUGUAAGAUUGUGGUUCGGUUUGAGGACCAUAGGGAAUUUUCUAAGGCCUUAAAGGUGUUAUGUGGGAGGUCAUUGGAAAAGCAAGGAUCACGGCUAAAAGCUGAUUAUGAGGUGAGCUGGGAUAAGGACGGCAUAUUUAGAAAUGCUCGAAGUCAAAAUGAAGAAAAUAGUAGAUCAACGCCAAAAGUUGCGGCUUAUAAUGAUAGAAGUGAACCCGCUAGACAUCAGUCUCAUGCACCCUAUUUUUCUGAAAACCACAUCCGCUCAAAGAGAUUCAAGGAAUGACUAAACUAUUGAAAGCAGAAUGAAGUUGAAUGACUGCUUCAAGAAUCCAUACAAUAUUUGAGCACUGUUGCAAUAGAGUUUGGCUCUUUUCCUUCACCGGCUGAAGCUAGAUUUGAUCAUUACCGCUUUCAAAUACUCUCUCCUAGGUCCUUUUUGUUAGAUUUGCUAUAAAUUGUUGGAGAUUUGAGAAUAUAUGUGGAAUGUUGAAUCUAUCUUCAUGGUAUGACCGAUAUAAAAACAAUGCAGCAGAUGAAUCACCUGCACGGUUUUGCAAUGCUAAGGGUUGAUUAAUAAUA
This is a messenger RNA of Helianthus annuus (common sunflower), 1371 nucleotides long. RefSeq names its product A-kinase anchor protein 17B. The transcript has 5 exons. Bases 62 to 1075 code for a protein of 337 amino acids. The record is from RefSeq and is a predicted model, not a curated record. NCBI's taxonomy places the organism in Eukaryota, Viridiplantae, Streptophyta, Magnoliopsida, Asterales, Asteraceae.